AUGCCUACUGUUUUCCGAAUUACCAUCGUGGUAAAGGAACUCGAGCCAGCCCUUGGCUCUGUAGGAAAUACCAAAAGCAUCUGCAUCGAUGCUAUAACAACAGCCCUAACCAACGCAGAAGAAGUUCUAAUCGACGCCAUGCACAUCCCCGCCCCAGACCGCUGGCCACCACAUUUCAUGUCGAUACUUGCGGUGACUACCGAGAUCGCCGAAAACCUUUUCCAGCCUUGUCUGGAGAAUGCUUGGGGUGAGCUCCAGGGCAUGCAUCCUGACGUGCAUAUCCCUGACUAUUCAGUCAUUCGGGUUGAGGGUCAGAAUUAG
Molecule: messenger RNA, 321 nt
Organism: Penicillium canescens
Lineage: Eukaryota; Fungi; Ascomycota; Eurotiomycetes; Eurotiales; Aspergillaceae
Exons: 5
Coding region: 1-321 (106 amino acids)
Source: RefSeq, a predicted model, not a curated record